This is a messenger RNA of Dentiscutata erythropus, 445 nucleotides long. Lineage: Eukaryota; Fungi; Glomeromycota; Glomeromycetes; Diversisporales; Gigasporaceae. The record is from the annotation of a GenBank genome assembly.
AUGGUUAAAACUAACUUCUAUUCUAGUUUAAAUCCUGAAGUAGUGCAGGCAUUAAACAAUCUGCAAUAUAGUUAUAGCGAUGAAACAUCAGAAAUGUGGUGUUCUCAUAUUCGUUGUCCAUUUAAAAAACUUCUCAAAUAUAACUCAAAAUACUUCUCUAAGAAUGGAUUUAUCCAAAUGAUCGAAAGAGUAUAUAUAGAUGGGAAAUUUAAUACUGGGAGACGCUCAUUCCACAUUUAUUGCACUGUAUGUGACUCCUUAGUUAUUAUUCGUGAAAAUACAAUCGAAUGUGCAAAUGAUCACCUAAAGAACUGUAUUACUGAAACCACUAAUAUGCAUUCUAAUCCUGUACGAAAGAAUGUGAAAAAAGAUGGAAAAAUAUUAAUGCUUAGCUCUGAUGAGAUUGAGGAGAUUUACAGAAAAUAUUAUUUUAUAUAUAGUAAAG